Clarias gariepinus (North African catfish) is the source of this 2120-nucleotide messenger RNA. RefSeq names its product BCL2 like 10 (gene bcl2l10). The record is from RefSeq and is a predicted model, not a curated record. Gene Ontology annotation, biological process: extrinsic apoptotic signaling pathway in absence of ligand; intrinsic apoptotic signaling pathway in response to DNA damage; regulation of apoptotic process. Gene Ontology annotation, molecular function: protein heterodimerization activity; protein homodimerization activity. Gene Ontology annotation, cellular component: mitochondrial outer membrane. Lineage: Eukaryota; Metazoa; Chordata; Actinopteri; Siluriformes; Clariidae. Bases 190 to 759 code for a protein of 189 amino acids. The transcript is spliced from 3 exons.
GCUGAUGCAAUCACUGGCUCCUGAUCAGAUGCGACAUCGUCACUGAUUUUGGACUUUGGUUGAAGUUUAGAUCUCCCAGGAUUUUUGAUUGUGUUACUGCUGCUGACAUCAUCAGGGGUGUGAAGUAUAAAAAGUGGAUUUACUCAGUCGUCUAGUUUUCAUUCUGCUGUAGUGAAGAGGUGUGAAAACAUGGAGAAGAUGAGCAUGACUGUAGAGGAGAAAAUGUCCUGUUGGUUAAGAAAUGAGACGCUGGUGCUGGCCAAAGACUACAUCGACCACUGCACCGGGAUCCAGAGGACUCCUCCCAGCGAGUCUGCCGUGGCCAUGCGGCGUCUGGCGAAGGAGCUGGAGCACCAGUACAGGUCCAAGUUCCUGUCCAUGUCACACAGCUUCCUGUCGACGUGCGGCUCGAACCCGGAUCCGAGCGCCUGCCUGCGCAGCGUCAUGACCAUGCUGGUGGAGGACGGGAAGCUGAACUGGGGGCGCAUCGUCUCGCUGUUCGCCUUCACGGGAGUCGUCGCCGCAGAGAUGUUCUCCAGAGAGGAUGGAACGGAGAUCUGCAGGGGGCUGGCGGAGAGCAUCGCCGAUUACCUGGGGAGCGAGAAGAGCGACUGGCUGCUGGAGAACGGAGGCUGGGACGGUUUCUGUAAGUUCUUCGCCAGCUCCGGUCACGUCAGUCAGGACUCGUCGAUGAAGACAGCACUGUUCGCGGCUGCGGGAGUCGGCUUAGCGGGACUGACGUUCCUCCUAGUGCGCUGAGACACGCCCACCACCCGCCCCCUUCUCCUCCUCUCCUGUGCUCAUUUUCAGUUUCGAACUCCGAGAUCUCACCUGAACUAUUUAUUACAGCUUUUACAUCCCCACCUGUGAUUGAUUUCACUUCAGAACUGUUUUUUUUUUUUUUUUGUUGUUUGUUGUUGCACAUGUCACAUGGUGCGGUUUUAUUUUCCCAUGUUUUGGAUGUUAUGUAGCGUUUAAUUCUGAUGCGUCUUGGUUCAGUUUGUUCACCGGCGAGCGGAGUGGCUAACACACACUCUGAUGUCAAAAUGAAAGCUUAUGUGUGUGUGUGUACGUGUGUUCGUUUACAUAUCACUUAGUCUUUUUUUGUGUGUUAGCAUUCCCUCCACAUGUUGUUCCAGAAGGUGCUACUUUGUUCCAUGAAACUUUUUACGACUAAUGCAUAUAUAUAUAUAUUUUUCCCCCUGACUGUAAAACGAUUCAAAUUUUCUCCUGUAAAUUUGUAUUUAUUUUACCAUCGAGAGAACAAAAUUUUUACCUACUUUAGGCAAUUUCCCUUCCUUUUUCUUGACAAAAUUGUAUUUUUGCAUCAUUUUAUUUAUUUAACACUUUUCUUAAUAAAAGAUGUCAUGACCGUAAGCGAGCCUGACGCUCUUGUGCAGGUAAACACACACGCGCACCCUGGAGCGGAAACGCCCCGCGACCUUUAGCGUCUUAGCCGCAAAGUUGCUGAACGGGAAGAUCAGCCGAGUCCAAGAAAGCAAAAUAACCGCAAGAACCGUUUCAGACUGAAACUCGGGGCUCAAUACGCUUCCUGCAAUAAAUAACCGAGUGAGUGUGCGUGUGUGUGUCAUGGCUGCCUGCGUCAUGGAGGGAUUUACAACAUGCAACUUCAAUAAAAAUAAAUAAAUUUAAAAAAUGUUUUUUUUUUCGUUCAUCUGAUUAACAAUUGAAAAACUGUAUAUGAGAAAAUAUAAUUGGCAAAAAAAAAUUAAGGGACCACAAAGUCUCGGUUUGACUUUAACAUUUGUGUGUGUGUGUAUAAACUGUAUACACGCGCGACACAUGGGGACAUGGACGGAUCCUUAGGGCAAACCUGGACUGUACAGGGUUAAGUGGUAAAGAAAGUGAGUGAAUGAAUAAAUCUUAUUCUUGAUUUAAUUUGUCCUGGUUUUGUAAAUCAAUUUUAUUUGUAAAUAGCUCUUUUAAUAAUCAUUGUCACACAGCAGCUUUACAGAAUCAAAAGAAAAUUAUUAAAAUGUGUGAGGAAAAUAUGUACAAAUCAAAGUGAUCACUUUAUGAUGCCACAGCGUCCUGUAAGGUCCCAAAAUGUCUAGAUUUUUUUUAUUACUUUUCUUGAAUAAGUUCUUUGUGGGUUUUGA